Anopheles coluzzii is the source of this 4237-nucleotide messenger RNA. Its product is annotated as angiotensin-converting enzyme-like. NCBI's taxonomy places the organism in Eukaryota, Metazoa, Arthropoda, Insecta, Diptera, Culicidae. Gene Ontology annotation, cellular component: plasma membrane. Gene Ontology annotation, biological process: proteolysis. Gene Ontology annotation, molecular function: metallopeptidase activity; peptidyl-dipeptidase activity. The record is from RefSeq and is a predicted model, not a curated record. The transcript has 4 exons. The coding region runs from base 107 to 3784 and encodes 1225 amino acids.
UUGCAGUGUGUCGGAACCGUUCGCAUACCGACGAUCGUUUGGCGGCACUGGAGAGGCGUACAUUGCUCGCUGGUAGCAUAACGAGUAUCCGCACACGUAUCGGAAAAUGAAGGUAUUUGUGUACCUUGUUUUCCUGUGCGUCUGGUACGGGAGGACUUCUCAAUCUCUACCACAGGUGGUAGUGCAGCGAGAAGCGCUUACUGAAGAACAGAUGGCAGCCACUUUGGAACAAUACGAUCAGGACGUUCGGGUUCUAUGUAACCGUAAUGCGAUAGCGAACUGGAAUGUAGCGACCGACACGGAGAAUGAAUAUUUGCAGGAAGUGCAGAACAACGUGUCGCUGGAGUAUGCCAAGUUUCGGAACGAUUACUACGAGCAGCACUUCAAGAGCGCCAAUGUGGAGGAUUAUCGUAGCGAAAAGAUUCGAAAGCAGCUCCGAUUGCUGAAAGAUCUCGGGACGGCAGCACUGCCUGCAGAAAAGCUGGCCUCGUUGAAUCGUGUGUUGCGCAAAAUGGAUACAGCCUAUCAGCUAGCUGAAGUGUGUCCUUAUGAAAAUCAGCAGUGUGAUGCUGCCGAUUCCAAGUGGACGCUCGAUCCCGAGCUGGAGAAAGUGAUGGCUGAAUCGGAUAAUUACGACGAGCUAGAGUAUGUGUGGCGUCGCUGGCGCGAGGAAUCUGGCAAUAAGAUGCGCUCCGACUAUAAAGAGUAUGUGGCGCUGGUAAACGAGGCAGCGAGGUUGAAUGGGUACGAGGAUUACGGCGCCUUGUGGCGAUCCAAGUACGAUGAUCCAAAGCUACGAGAGACGCUGGAACGACUCUGGAGCGAGGUGGAGCCUCUGUACGAUGAGCUGCACAGCUACGUGCGCUAUCGUCUUUUUGAGCUUUAUGGCGAUCGCAUGGAUAAGAUGAACCCUAUGAUCCCGGCCCAUCUGCUGGGUAACAUGUGGGCUCAAUCGUGGGCUAACAUGUAUGAUCGUUUGAAACCAUUCCCAAAUGCAAGCUUGGUGGACGUGACAGCCAAAAUGAAGGAACUGGGUUUCAAUGCGACCAGAAUGUUUGAGAUGUCAGACGAAUUUUACCAGAGUCUUGGGUUGCCCAGCAGUGCUAUGAGCUACGGGGCGAAAGCCGUGAUUGAAAAACCACCACAAAAGAUCGUUUGUCAUGCGUCUGCGUGGGAUUUCUGCGAUGGAGAAGAUUUCCGGAUAAAAAUGUGCACCAACAUCAAUAUGGGGGACUUUAUCACGGUUCACCAUGAGAUGGGACACAUUAUGUACUACAUACUGUAUAAGGAUCAGCCGAACCUGUUUCGUACUGGUGCUACGCCAGCCUUCCAUGAAGCGGUUGGCGAUACCAUUGCCCUGUCGGUGGCCACACCGAACCACCUGCGUAAAGUAGGAUUGCUGGACGAGUACGAAGACAGCCAGGCGGACAACGUGAAUGCACUGUUCGAGAUGGCGUUAGAACGGGUGGCCUUCCUACCGUUCGGAUACUUGAUCGACAUGUGGCGAUGGGACGUUUUCAGCGGAGCGGUCAACGAGAGCGAGUGGAAUGCACACUGGUGGAAGUUACGCGAGAAGUACCAAAAGGUUUAUGCUCCGGUAUCGCGGUCGGAGGAAGAUUUCGACCCGGGAGCAAAGUAUCACAUCCCGGCCAGCUCUCAGUAUAUAGCAUAUUUUUUGGCACACAUUCUAGAGUUUCAGUUCUAUCGUGCCCUGUGCAUUGAAGCGGGACAGUACGAUCCAUCGCAAACAUCUGGCCAACCACUUCACAAAUGUGAUUUCUACCGGAGCAAAGCUGCUGGAGAUAAGUUACGCGAUGGUCUUUCGCUUGGAUACAGUGAGGAUUGGGAGGAUGCACUUGAGAGGCUAACUGGAGAGCGAGAGAUUAGCGGCAAAGCUUUGCUAGAGUACUUCGAGCCUCUGUACCAGUUUCUGAAGGAGGAAAACCGCAAAUUUAAGGCGGCACAAAUGCCAAACAUUGUUGAACGAUACAGUGAACAAUACUCAACCGCAUGUACUAAGCAAGUGAGGGCCCAGUAUGCCACACAGGUCGACGUAGGCAAUCCUCAGCUGCAGCAACAGCUUACGGACGUGUUAGCGGAAAAUACUCAAUUCGUGCUGGAAAACUACAAUCGAUAUUUUGCCGAUGUAGAUCCGAAGGAUGUUUCGGACCCUAUUGUAAGUCGCCAGCUCGAAUUUUUAACGCAAAUAUCAAUCAACAAGCUGCCCGCCCAAGAUCUAACUAAGUUACAACAUGCCUUGGGCAGAAUGCAAAACAUCUACAGCAGUGCUACGAUUUGUCCGUAUCGUGAUCGGAAGUGUUCUGAAGGAAGGCUCUCGCUAGAUCCUGAGCUGUACGAAAUAAUGGCCAAGUCGGAGGACUUCGAAGAGCUGCAGUACGUGUGGAAUGAGUGGCGGCGCGUUACGGGUCGCAACAUGAAACCCGACUUUAAGACCUAUGUAGACAUGAUGAACCGUGCCGCCAAGCUGGGAGGAUUCCAAGACAUGGGAGAGCUAUGGAGAUCCUCGUUCGAACAGGAUGAUUUCGUCAAUGGCAUGAAGCGUCUGUGGGGUGAGUUGAAGCCAUUUUACGACGAAUUGCACAAAUACGUCCACCGUAAACUGAAGGCCAUCUAUGGUGAGCGGAUAAAGGAUGACAACAUUCCGGCACAUCUGCUCGGUAAUAUGUGGGCUCAGUCGUGGUUGAACCUGUACGAGCGAACAAAGCCAUUCGAAAAUACGGUCGAUUUGGACAUAACGGAAGCAUUGAAAGCGAAGAACUACACCGUUCGGCAGUUGUUUGAAAUUGCGAACGAUUUCUACGUGGGGCUCGGUCUACCCGAUAACAGCAUGAGCUACGAUACGGCUCGCGGAGCAAUGAUAGAGAAGCCUUCGGACGGCCGGGUGGUAACGUGCCAUGCGUCUGCGUGGGACUUUUGCGAUCGACAGGAUUUUCGCAUUAAAAUGUGCACGCGCAUGAAUAUGGAAGACUUUGUGACGAUUCACCACGAGAUGGGCCACAUCAACUAUUACAUUCUGUACAAGGACCAGCCGGUAACGCUGCGCAGUGGUGCAAAUCCGGGCUUCCACGAAGCGGUCGGUGACACGAUUUCACUGUCCGUAGCUACACCGAAGCACUUUGAAAAGAUUGGCUUACUGCAGGGGUACAAUGACACGUAUGAGGAGAACAUUAAUGCACUAUAUCAAAAGGCUCUGGAUCGGGUGGCGUUUCUUCCGUUCGGGUUGCUGAUCGAUAUGUGGCGCUGGGAAGUUUUCGCCGGCAAGGUAGACUAUUCGCGCUGGAACGAGCGGUGGUGGGAGCUUCGCGAAGAGUAUCAAAAGGUGUCUGCUCCGGUCGAGCGGGAUGGUGAUGACUUUGAUCCGGGCGCAAAGUACCAUAUCCCAUACGAUAGCCAGUAUGUGUCGUAUUUCAUAGCGCACAUCCUGGACCUGCAGUUGCACAAGGCACUCUGUACGGCAGCAAAUCAGUACGAUCCAAACGAUCCGGCAAAACCGCUGCACAAGUGCGACAUCGAUGGAUCGCGAGCUGCUGGUGAUCUGUUACGCGCGGGACUUUCGCUUGGUCGAUCGGUGCACUGGUCGGAAGCACUGAAAGCGAUGACGGGCGAAACGGAACUACGGAGUGAUGCUUUGCUCGAGUACUACAAACCGCUGUACGAGUUUUUGAAGGAAGAAAAUGCCAAAGCAGGAAGCGCUAGAUUUGUGCCAGUAUCGAUCAGUUUAAUAUUAAUACCAUGUAUAGUGUUUCUGUUCCGAUAUUAUUAGGGACUUCGCUUGUUCGGAAAUUGUUAUUUGUGUAUCAUUGUGAUUGUUUGGUAACAAAUUGUUGAUGUAAAUUAUUAUUUUUGUACCAUAAAUCCACUGCAAAAGGGAAGCUCGGUGGUACAAACAAACUUUCUUAUCGCGGGUGCGAUAAGUCUUGGUGCCAAUGCCCGAGAAAGGCGCGCCCAAGCCGCAAUACGUUGUAGUGAUCGCGUAUUGUGCUGGUCAGUGAACGCCAAUUGAUAGUUAACGAAGUUAAAUUACUUGAAACAGUUGAGUGGGGAGACGUUUAUUUGCGAUCAUGCGAAACGCUUUUGUUGUUGUUGUUUUUUUAACUGAUAUUUAGAAGAAGCAUGCUAAGAAGGAGUUGAACAUGAUGAUAAUUUCGAUUCAGCCCGACACUAUGAUAAAAUAAACGGAAACGAACAACAUUGAAAGUGACUGGAAAACUCCGAA